AUGCACGCAAGAGGCACAAGUCAUUGGCGUGUAGACGCUGCCGCCAUAGAAAACAAAAGUGCACCGAGAGGCGCCCGUGCGAGAACUGCACUCAGUCCGGAUCCGCCAAGUUAUGUGCAAAGAUUAGAAGAGCGGGUUGCUCAACUGGAAUCGCUUAUCCCGCAGGAGCGCCUUGAUCAUAUCGAUGCUGCCUUGCAGCAGGACCAGGAUAUGUCAGACUCAAGGCCUGAGAUACAGCCUUCGAUCAACAACCCCGCGCAAUCCUUCCGUGCGCCGAGUCAAUUCAGCUCACCUCUUCAAAAUGAUGUAGAUAUUGUCGGACCUUGGGCACAGACGCCAUCAGAAAACGGCGGGCCGACUGACAUUUUUGGCACUCUAUCUGGCAUCUACAGUCCACCCUUGCAGACGAGUUCUGAAGAAGCCGCACGUGAGCUUCCCGAGCUCGAUACGGCAGCGGAGCAGUCCCUUAUUCAAAUAUACUUUGACAUGGCACAGUCACAAUACCCUUUUCUGCUGAAACAUGAGGUCAUUAACUGGGCAGAGUCUUGGAGGACCGAGAAGGACACUUCGUCUUUGGUUUCAAAAUGGAAAGGAUUCUUUGUCUACAUGGUGUAUUCGAUUGCACUUUUGAUGACCAAGACUCGUGUUGAUGGAACUACAAAAUCUUCACAGGCGUUUUAUACCCAUGCGACGUCAAAAUAUCUUCCAUAUCUUGUCAAAUCUCCAAAUCUGGUGCUUCGAGCCCAAGGCUUUCUUCUUCUCACGGUAUAUGCAAUGCACAUGCCGGUGCAGGAUAGCAUCAUUGCCCUUUCUUCUUGGACGAUCCGUUUUUGCAUCAUGGCACAGCUUCAUCUUGUGGAAACAGAACCUCUUGGCUCGGACAGAGACUCAUCUCUUCACGUGCAACAUCGUCGCAGGAUAUUCUGGUGCUCCUACGCCAUUGAUCGAGCAGUUUGUAGCUCGUAUGACUUUCCAUUCUCCAUACCAGACCAUCACAUUACAGUUCCAUUUUACGGCAAUAUUAACGAUGAUCAAUUGCUGCCGGCAAUUGGUCAUGCGCAGCUAACAGAAUCUUUGCUGCCCACAAGUGUGUCAUCGGCGCUUCAUGUCCUGGCAAGUCGGCGUUUAGAGUCUGAAAUCCAAGAGACUCUCCUGUCAAAAGACUUUGCCAUGUCGUCUAGUCAAGCUUUUGCGUGGCGCACCCAGAUGAUGCAGAAGCUCCAAGCCUGGAACCGACAGUCCGAGGCCUUGUCGGAGCCUUCUCGAAAGGGAUAUGUGGGCCAAGGCUGGCUCAAGAUGAUAUAUUAUUACGGCGUGGUGACUCUUUGGCGACCCGACAGGACCAUUGCAAAGGGAUCUGCGGGUGACUUGUCCGUUCGAGCUUGUUGCCAGGCUCUGCUUCUGUUUCGAAAGUUUCAAAUGGCACGUGAGAUUGCUCAUCCUUGGCUUGGACUAUUGACACAAUUCCAAAUCGGAGUGACACUCCUAUACUGUUUCUAUGCAACACCAAUCUCGCACUGGAAAGCAUCCUACAAAUGUGCAGACGUCUCGAGUGCUAUCCGUGCUUGUUCCAGCACUCUGGCCAUCCUCGCGGAGCGGUGGAUUGAAGCGGAAUGUGUCCGUGAUAUGUUUGAGAUACUCGCGAGCGAAAUCCCAAUCGGCCAAUCAUGGGAUAGGCCCGCGGUCAUGGGAGACGCCGGGCGGGCGGCAAUUGAAGAGAAUUGGGAGAGGGUAGCCAAGAUUGUGAUACACCGCCCAACCCUGCGGAUGAUCCGUGAGAUGGCUACGGAAGACUUUGUAGUCGACGGUCCCGAGGAGACGGGCGUCGAGAUUCGUGCCUCCACCGCCACAAAUCAAAACACUGCUGAAGAGGCCACAAAUCUGAUGCCGGGUAUCGGACUACAGUGGCAUGAUUCAUCCACUCCUUCGCUCGACUUUUACGGUAAUAUGGACACUGUAGCGAAUCUCGAAGCUCUGUCUCCACAUACAUAUUUUGACAUGUAG
Messenger RNA from Pestalotiopsis fici W106-1, 2004 nucleotides. RefSeq lists its product as uncharacterized. Gene Ontology annotation, biological process: DNA-templated transcription; positive regulation of transcription by RNA polymerase II. Bases 1 to 2004 code for a protein of 667 amino acids. Lineage: Eukaryota; Fungi; Ascomycota; Sordariomycetes; Amphisphaeriales; Sporocadaceae. The record is from RefSeq and is a predicted model, not a curated record. Gene Ontology annotation, molecular function: zinc ion binding; sequence-specific DNA binding; DNA-binding transcription factor activity, RNA polymerase II-specific. The transcript is spliced from 8 exons.